AUGAUAGCCUCCUUGCUGACCACUUUGGCCCUUGUUUUGGCCCCAGCUGCCACUGCCUUUGUGUCUGAUUCAGGUCUGCGUUCCUGUGGAAGCACAGCCCGUCUGGCAUCCCCUUAUCCCGAUCCACAGGCAUUGGAGCGCAGCCCUGCAAGUGAUUAUGGUGAAUCUGCAGCUGGUGAUGAUGUUACCAUUGCCCCCUGGAAGGAUGUUCGUCAAUGGCCUGACAAUCGUCCUCCAGCCCCUUUGAUGAGUGUUGCUCCCAAGGGAAGCGUGCCCCAGGGCAGCAUCAAGCCAACCAGCGAGAUCCAGGCAGUUGCUACUCCCGUCGCCAGCAAGGUCCCCGCUGGAUUCAAGGAUAUUGGUAUUGCGGAAGGACAGAAAUUCGAAUUCAAAGGGCUCCCAGAACCCUUGAGGAAGCAGCGUCUUCCCAAGUCUGUGGGUGGACACUUUCGUCCUCAGCUUGUCAUGAAGAGUCCAUCAGAGGGUUGGAUUGGAGGAAGUGAUACCGGAAUCAGUCAUUACCCAGGCGACGAAGCUGUUGGGCAUAUGGAACCAUUCAUGACUACCCUAAAGGAAGGCGUUACUGAUUACCUUGGACAUUGA
This is a messenger RNA of Seminavis robusta, 603 nucleotides long. The record is from the annotation of a GenBank genome assembly. NCBI's taxonomy places the organism in Eukaryota, Bacillariophyta, Bacillariophyceae, Naviculales, Naviculaceae.